ACUCAUCACCCCAAACAAACAAAAGAAAAAUUCACUCAAAAACCUCUAUAGCACAAUGACUAAUUAUAAUUUCAAGCACAUAGCCAUCUUCUUCAUUCUCAUGUCAAUUUUCACACCUCAAGUUUUAUCAGUAGUAGAGGAUUGUGGAGCAGAAGAAGACAACUCUUGUGUCAACAAAUCUAAAGCAUUACCCUUAAAAAUCAUAGCCAUAAUCUCCAUCUUAAUCACAAGCAUGAUCGGAGUGUGUCUUCCAUUGGUCACACGUUCUAUCCCAGCCCUAAGCCCGGAAAGAAGCCUUUUCGUGAUCGUCAAGGCAUUUGCAGCCGGAAUUAUUCUAGCCACAGGUUUCAUGCACGUUCUGCCGGACUCAUUCGACAUGUUGUCGUCCAGUUGCUUAAAAGAGAACCCGUGGCACAAGUUCCCCUUCACAGGAUUUGUUGCUAUGUUGUCUGCUAUAGUAACGUUGGCUAUUGACUCUAUAGCUACUAGUUUGUAUAGCAAGAAACAUAAAGCUGGUGUAGUUAAUCCAGAAAAUGGUCAGGCUCAAGGAGGUGAUCACGAAAUGGGUGUGGUAAAUGCUGGACAUUCCCAUGUUCAUUCGCUUCAUCAUCAUGGAUCCUUUAUGACUAAAGAUGGAGUUGAUGCGACAAAACUACUCCGAUACAGAGUGAUUGCCAUGGUGUUAGAGCUCGGUAUCAUUGUUCACUCUAUUGUGAUAGGAAUUUCACUAGGUGCUUCAAACAAUACUUGCACAAUUAAAGGACUGGUUGCUGCUCUUUGCUUUCAUCAGAUGUUUGAAGGAAUGGGCCUCGGCGGUUGCAUUCUCCAGGCUGAGUACAAUUUCUUGAAGAAGACAAUAAUGGCAUUUUUCUUCGCCGUAACAACCCCAUUUGGUAUAGCGCUUGGGAUAGCCCUAUCAAGCACUUACGAAGAAAACAGCCCACGUGCACUAAUAACCGUUGGAUUGCUCAAUGCAUCAUCUGCUGGCCUUCUGAUCUAUAUGGCUUUGGUAGAUCUUCUUGCUGUUGAUUUUAUGGGUGAGAAGUUGCAAGGCAGUGUAAAGCUACAAAUCAAGUCCUAUAUGGCUGUUCUUCUAGGUGCUGGUGGAAUGUCUGUCAUGGCCAAAUGGGCCUAGUUUUGUUUUUCUUAAUUUGUUUACAAAAAUAAGUUUGUGAAUUCCCCAGUUUUAAAAUUGUAAUUUUGUAUCCUUUUCAGUUUCGUGACUGGUUUUUAGUAGCAAAAUAUUGUGUAAA
Molecule: messenger RNA, 1253 nt
Organism: Lycium ferocissimum
Lineage: Eukaryota; Viridiplantae; Streptophyta; Magnoliopsida; Solanales; Solanaceae
Product: fe(2+) transport protein 1-like
Exons: 3
Coding region: 56-1135 (359 amino acids)
Biological process (GO): zinc ion transmembrane transport
Cellular component (GO): plasma membrane
Molecular function (GO): zinc ion transmembrane transporter activity
Source: RefSeq, a predicted model, not a curated record